AUGAUUGGCUGUGGCGGUUGUAAGCCCGGAGUAAAGAUGGCGGGCGGGCCGGUGGCCGCCGCACUGCCCACUUGGAAGAUGGCGGCGCGCCGCAGCCCCAGUGCCCACGGCCGGGAGGUCCUGCGGGUGGUGGCGGGGCUGCUGCUGCUGCUGAGCUGCUGCUGCGGCGGGGGCAGCUGCGCGGGGGCUGGCGAGGCGGAGGAGACGGUGAUCAUCGGGUUGAGGCUGGAAGACACGAACGACGUGUCGUUUAUGGAAGGGGGGGCGCUGCGGGUGAGCGAGCGGACCCGGGUCAAGUUGCGGGUCUACGGGCAGAACAUCAACAACGAGACCUGGUCUCGCAUCGCUUUCACUGAGCACGAGCGGCGGCGGCAGGGUCACGGGGAGAGGGGGGCCGGGGGCCCCCUGCAGCCGGAGCCGGAGAGCGGCCCCCAGCGCUGCGGCAUCCGCACCUCGGACAUCAUCAUCCUGCCCCACAUCGUCCUCAACCGCCGCACGUCGGGCAUCAUCGAGAUCGAAAUCAAGCCUCUGCGUAAGACGGAGAAGAGCAAAUCCUACUACCUGUGCACGUCGCUCUCCACCCCGCCCGUGGCGGCCGGCGGCCCCGGCUCGGCGGGCAGCCCCGUGGGGGGCAAAGGCGGCCGCAGCGUGGCGGGGCUCCCUCCGCCCCCGUGGGCAGAGACCACCUGGAUCUACCACGAUGGCGAGGACACGAAGAUGAUCGUGGGGGAGGAGAAGAAGUUCUUGUUACCUUUCUGGCUGCAGGUGAUCUUCAUCUCGCUGUUGCUCUGCCUCUCGGGCAUGUUCAGCGGCCUCAACCUGGGACUGAUGGCGCUGGACCCCAUGGAGCUGCGCAUCGUGCAGAACUGCGGCACCGAGAAGGAGAAGAAUUACGCCAAGCGCAUCGAGCCGGUGCGCAGGCAGGGCAACUACCUGCUGUGCUCCCUGCUGCUGGGCAACGUGCUGGUCAACACUACCCUCACCAUCCUGCUGGACGACAUCGCGGGCUCCGGCCUGGUGGCCGUGGUGGUUUCCACCAUUGGCAUAGUCAUCUUUGGGGAGAUAGUGCCCCAGGCCAUAUGUUCCCGGCACGGCCUGGCAGUGGGCGCCAACACCAUCUUCCUCACCAAGUUUUUCAUGAUGAUGACCUUUCCCGCCUCCUACCCGGUCAGCAAGCUGCUGGACUGCGUCCUGGGCCAGGAGAUCGGCACAGUCUACAACCGCGAGAAGCUGCUGGAGAUGCUUCGCGUCACCGACCCCUACAACGACCUCGUCAAGGAGGAGCUCAACAUCAUCCAAGGGGCGCUGGAGCUCCGCACCAAGACGGUGGAGGACGUGAUGACUCCGCUGCGGGACUGCUUCAUGAUCACUGGAGAGGCGAUCCUGGAUUUCAACACGAUGUCAGAGAUCAUGGAGAGCGGCUACACUCGAAUCCCGGUCUUCGAAGGGGAGCGCUCCAACAUCGUGGACCUCCUCUUCGUUAAGGACUUGGCGUUCGUUGAUCCCGAUGACUCCACUCCCUUGAAAACCAUCACGAAGUUUUACAAUCACCCUUUGCAUUUUGUUUUCAAUGACACCAAGCUGGACGCCAUGCUGGAAGAGUUUAAGAAAGGUAAAUCUCACCUGGCCAUAGUGCAGCGGGUAAACAAUGAGGGAGAAGGGGACCCAUUCUAUGAAGUGCUGGGAAUUGUCACUUUGGAAGAUGUGAUUGAAGAAAUCAUCAAGUCGGAGAUCCUAGAUGAAACCGAUUUGUACACUGAUAAUAGGACUAAAAAGAAAGUGGCCCAUCGGGAAAGGAAGCAAGAUUUCUCUGCCUUCAAGCAGACAGACAGUGAGAUGAAGGUUAAAAUAUCACCACAGCUGCUCCUGGCAAUGCACCGUUUCCUAGCAACAGAAGUAGAAGCAUUUAGCCCGUCCCAGAUGUCAGAGAAGAUCCUUCUAAGGCUGCUAAAACAUCCCAAUGUCAUCCAGGAGCUGAAGUACGAUGAGAAGAACAAGAAAGCCCCAGAAUACUACCUCUACCAGCGAAACAAACCUGUAGACUACUUCGUUCUCAUUUUGCAGGGGAAAGUGGAAGUUGAAGCCGGGAAAGAAGGGAUGAAGUUUGAAGCGAGCGCUUUUUCCUACUACGGCGUGAUGGCGCUCACGGCGGCUCCAGUUCCUUUGUCCCUGUCUCGUACCUUUGUUGUCAACAGAACAGAGUUGUUAGCAGCAGGUUCUCCAGCUGAAAACAAGUCACCUCCUCGUCCAUGUGGCUUGAAUCAUUCUGAUUCUCUCAAUCGAAGUGACCGGAUUGAUGCAGUGACCCCAACACUAGGGAAUAGCAACAACCAGCUUAAUUCAUCUUUCCUUCAAGUGUAUGUCCCUGAUUACUCAGUGAGAGCCCUCUCAGACAUUCAGUUUGUGAAGAUCACAAGACAGCAGUACCAAAAUGCCUUGAUGGCAUCCCGGAUGGACAAAACUCCUCAGUCUUCAGACAGCGAAAACACUAAAAUUGAACUGACUCUUACAGAGCUGCAUGAUGGGUUGCCAGAUGAAACGGCUAACCUGCUCAAUGAACAGAAUUGUGUGACUCACAGUAAAGCCAAUCACAGUCUGCACAGUGAAGGCGCCAUCUAGGACUUCUGCCCUGGAUUGUCAUGGUCUGAAGCAGUGUCCUGCCACGUCGCUGCUCUCCUCGGUCUCCUCAGCAGGACCCCCUUUGGCCCUGUCCCCUGCCUUGUCCCCUUCUGACUGCAGCUACCAUUAGUAUGUGCUCAUACGCCAUGCUGCCUCCUGCACCAUUCUGAGACCAAAGACUUUGUGGCCUUCCUGGGAAAUGCAGAGGAAGCAACGCAAGGCAUGGCACAGGAGGCAAGGACACCGAGCCACCUGCCCAGAAACAGUGAGCCGGAUUCCAGACAUGUGCUUCCUCCUGCUCCGAUAGAAUCACGUUUAUUUCUCCGGCCAGACCUUUUAUCCUGGUUCAUUUGCCUCCUUCUUAGAUAAGCAUGAAGAAGUUUAA
This is a messenger RNA of Trichosurus vulpecula (common brushtail), 3004 nucleotides long. It is a transcript of the gene CNNM2, whose product is annotated as cyclin and CBS domain divalent metal cation transport mediator 2. Gene Ontology annotation, biological process: transport; magnesium ion homeostasis. The record is from RefSeq and is a predicted model, not a curated record. Gene Ontology annotation, molecular function: magnesium ion transmembrane transporter activity. Bases 1 to 2619 code for a protein of 872 amino acids. The transcript is spliced from 8 exons. Lineage: Eukaryota; Metazoa; Chordata; Mammalia; Diprotodontia; Phalangeridae. Gene Ontology annotation, cellular component: plasma membrane.